CUGGCUGGGAGAGACAUGGCCUGGUGGCCGAUCGGAGCCUCUCUGUUUGCCAGUAGUGAGGGCUCUGGUCUGUUCAUCGGUCUGGCUGGAACUGGAGCUGCUGGAGGCAUCGCUGUAGCUGGCUUCGAAUGGAAUGCCACCUACGUGUUACUGGCAUUGGCUUGGGUGUUUGUACCUGUCUACGUGUCUUCAGGGAUCGUGACCAUGCCGGAGUACCUGGGCCGACGGUUCGGAGGGAAUCGGAUCAGAACCUACCUGUCUGUGCUCUCUCUGAUGCUGUCUGUCUUCACCAAGAUAUCAACAGACCUGUAUUCAGGGGCGCUGUUUGUCCAGGUGUGUUUAGGAUGGAACCUGUACCUGUCUACCGUCCUCAUGCUGGUGGUCACUGCCCUCUACACUAUAGCAGGUGGUCUGGCUGCUGUCAUCUAUACAGACACUCUGCAGACCUUCGUCAUGAUUAUAGGAGCUAUCAUCCUCACCAUCACAGCGUUCAACAAGAUUGGAGGCUACAGUAACUUGGAGAGAGUUUACCAGGCAGCCAUCCCUUCUAAGAUCAUCCCCAACAGUAGCUGUCACCUGCCCAGAGAGGAUGCCAUGCACCUGUUUAGACACCCGGUUACUGGAGACCUGCCCUGGCCUGGCAUGACCCUGGGACUGACUAUACUGGCAACCUGGUACUGGUGUACUGACCAGGUGAUCGUGCAGAGGUCCCUGUCAGCUAAGAACCUGUCUCAUGCCAAAGGAGCUUCUAUCCUGGCGUCCUACCUCAAGAUGUUACCGUUUAUAUUCAUCAUACUUCCAGGCAUGAUCAGCAGAGCUCUGUACCCAGACUCGGUGGGGUGUGUGGACCCAGAGGAGUGUGUGAGGGUGUGUGGAGCAGAGGUGGGCUGCUCCAACAUCGCCUUCCCCAAACUGGUCAUCGAACUCAUGCCCAGCGGUCUGCGGGGGCUGAUGAUAGCAGUGAUGAUGGCGGCUCUGAUGUCAUCGUUGACCUCUAUCUUUAACUCCUCCUCCACGCUCUUCACCAUGGACAUCUGGAAGAAGUACCGCGCGGACGCCUCGGAACGGGAGCUGCUAUUGGUCGGCAGGAUAGUAACAGUGAUUCUGGUGGUGAUAAGCGUGGUGUGGAUUCCAAUCCUGCAGUCGGCCAAUAGCGGACAGCUCUACGUUUACAUCCAAUCAGUGACCAGUUACCUGGCUCCACCCGUUACCGCUGUCUUCUCAUUGGCUAUCUUCUGGACCAGAACAAACGAGCAGGGAGCGUUCUGGGGACUGAUGGUGGGGCUGGUGGUCGGUGUGUGUCGGAUGGUUCUAGAAUUCGCGUUCCCGCCUCCUCGUUGUGGUAUCCAAGACGACGCCCCGUCCGUCCUGCGCUCCGUUCACUACCUUCACUUCGCCAUCAUCCUCUGCUUCCUGUCUGCUGCCGUCGUCGUGGUGAUAUCGCUGCUGACUCCGCCCCCCACUGAGGAGCAGGUGUGUAACCUGACGUGGUGGACGUUGACUGAAGAGGAAGAGAGAGAAAUACCUCUCCAGAAGAGACAGACAGACAGACAGACAGAGAGACAUGUGUUCUGGUCUCGCUUCUGCUGCGUCAAUGCCAUUCUGCUGAUCUGUGUUAAUAUAUUCCUCUACGCUUACUUCGCCUGACCUCUGACCUCUAACUGCUGUCCCAGUAGACUACUUCCUGUGUUUCUACUUCCUGUGUUUCUACUUCCUGUGGGUGUUUCCAUCUCUACGUAAAUCAAUGUUCUGAUGGUUCUAGAAGAUGUAUCGUUCUAGAAUGUUACGGACCUCUAACUGCUGUCCCAGUAGGCUACUUCCUGUGUUUCUACUUCCUGUGUUUCUACUUCCUGUGGGUGUUUCCAUCUCUACGUAAAUCAAUGUUCUGAUGGUUCUAGAAGAUGUAUCGUUCUAGAAUGUUACGGACCUGUGAUGUCAUAGUGGGUAAGGUCAUAUUUAGUGUGUUAUGUACGGACCUGUGAUUGGUCAAUAUUGUGUCCUUGUGUAAAUGAGAUUCAUGAAUAAACACGUCUUGUAAUCACAGAGGAGAAACUUUAUUGUCAUCAAGGUUUGUGUCAGGGGUUAGAGGUCAGGGGCUAGAGGUCAGGGGCUAGGGGGAGAUACAUUUCCUAUAGGUUCACCACACACACAGUAGAGUAGCUACAUGGAAUACACCUGACCGUGACCCCUGACCCCAUACAGAUAU
This is a messenger RNA of Salvelinus fontinalis (brook trout), 2206 nucleotides long. Its product is annotated as sodium/mannose cotransporter SLC5A10-like. Gene Ontology annotation, molecular function: D-glucose:sodium symporter activity. The transcript is spliced from 16 exons. The record is from RefSeq and is a predicted model, not a curated record. Gene Ontology annotation, cellular component: plasma membrane. Lineage: Eukaryota; Metazoa; Chordata; Actinopteri; Salmoniformes; Salmonidae. Gene Ontology annotation, biological process: transmembrane transport. Bases 16 to 1647 code for a protein of 543 amino acids.